Molecule: messenger RNA, 6279 nt
Organism: Xyrichtys novacula (pearly razorfish)
Lineage: Eukaryota; Metazoa; Chordata; Actinopteri; Labriformes; Labridae
Source: the annotation of a GenBank genome assembly
AUGGGCUGCUCUCCAUCUAAAGGGAAGUUAUUUUCAAAGCCAAGUGGAGCUGAAAAGCCAGAUGCUUCACCUGCUGAAGCACAACAGGAUGGUGUUGAUGUGAGACCAGACAAGGACGAGGACAAAUGUUUGAAGACAGAUGAAAAAGAAAAUGAACCUCCACCACCCCAAGAGGGAAACUCUACAAAAGAGACGUCCAAUUCUCCUCUGGCGUCCGUCACAUCAGCCACUCAAAACAUACAGAAGGUCAAAGAAGUCGAGGUGAAUGAGUUGCCACGUAUGAUAGAUGAUGGGCGUGAACAAACAGCUAAGAUUAAAAAAAAUGAGAAAAGGAAAAAGAAUAAAGGCAAGAGAAGGUCUGGCAGGAAGAAGUCCUUCACUAUCCCAGCAAAAGUGGACUUCCCACCACAAAUGGUGAGGGCUCACCAAGCAGCUUAUGCCUUUCUGAACCCAAACAUUGCCAAGUAUGAGACCCUGCUGGGUCUGCUCGACCAGGCUGCCCAGACCCAGCUGUCCCUUCAGCCCAUGAUGUCCGCUCUCGUGUUGCGCUUCGAGGAGAUCAACCAGGCUCUAGAGGAGAUGGCUGAGGAGGGAGAGCAGAUGUUAAAGGAGCAUGGGGACAACAUGGCCUUGCCCUCUGGAAUGCUGGGCCCAGCUUUUAUGCAAGCAAAAUUCAGAAAUACCAUAGCAAGUCCACCUGAGCCACCUCUAGAUCUGUUGCAGCAACUGCUCCAGCAUUCAACAGAAAAAAUGAGGCUCGUAGGGAACUCAGUACAGGCACUUGGUGAUACCACUCUUGAGGAAGCAGUGGAGUACUUUUCAUCUCUAUCAAAACUGCUGUAUGAGAAACUUCAGGCCAAGCAGACUACCGAACAGAGGCUGACUCAAGUGCUGACACUGGUAGAGGGGGCUGCUAUGAGAAAGUUCAACCUCGAGGACACAGCACUGCACAGCGAGGACAGUGGUAUAGGUGGAGAAAAUGAGAGUCUACCUGGCUCUGAGAGACACCGUCACCACAGAGGGAGUGCUGGGUCUGGAAGUUGUGGGUCUGGAAAUAAUGUUCGCUGUGCAACUGACACCCAGCCUGGAAUUUUGCCCAACCUGGAAGACGAUGAAGAAGAUGAAGAUGAUGAUGAGGAUGAUGAUGAAGAAUAUGAGGAUGAUGAAGUGGAUGGGCCUCAUAGGAAGAGGUCAAAUUCUUCCCCACCAGAUCCAUGUCAAGCCCUUCUCUUCUUGCGUGCAAACUACAUGCAAGAUUGGCAGCCCCCUUGCAGACAACCUCUGGCUGUUCUUACUGCCAUCAAAGCUGGAGAUCCUUCAUCAAACAAAUGUGUGAACAUUAUGAUGGAGCUGCAACGGAGCCAGAAGGACCUGGACCAGCAAAUAAUAAAGAUGGCCCAUUUCCGUGCAUCCAAAGAGGCAGGGGGGUCUCAUUGUAACCUUGCUGGCCCAAGAAGGCAUUCAAUAAGUGGAGCAGCAGGUGCGCAAAAAGGCCCUUUCAGAACAAAUCAGUCAACUUGCUUCUUCCCAAGCUUGGCACCUAAACGCCCAUCAGUCAAGAGGUUGAUAAAUACCUUCAGCCAAGGGGUUGAUGGUAGAUCAGGGCAGAGCCUUGCUAACUGUCCCCCUAAUAUCAGAAGGCCCAGGAGGAGUGAGAUCCUUCAGUCAUCUGACACAGGAAAUGGUAAUGAGGGGGGUUCAACAGUCAACGGGCACAGUAACAACACUGGCUGGUCUGAGACCAAGGAUGACCUGGAUGUAGACAACCUACCACCUCCACCCCCAGAGGUCCUGAUGGAUAAUUCCUUCCAGAGUACUGAGGGUACUCCAGGUAAUGGGGCAAAGACGCAGGAAGAUUCAGUGAGAAGUCUCCCAGUGAUAAUUCAAAACACUGGAGUCUCCCAGCGCUUGAAAGCAUCAGUACAGAACGUGGAUGUGCUGCCUAACCGAGCCAGUGUGGGGCCUAUUCGUCCCAUCAGGCAAGAUGCUCUUGGAGGAGCACAAGAUGCAGAACAGCAACCAGAGGCUGAUUUUGAUCCAGAACUUGAGAAAGUGAAUGCUCUGUACCAACAGGCACGCAAGAUCAUCCACCUACGCGAUGCAUCAGAAAGUGCUAACCAGAGGAAUUUGGCAGAACGGAGUGUCAGAGGUCCUUCCCCCCUUCCAGCCAGAAUGGGACAGAAAUAUGACAGCAAUGAAUGUUAUGACAGUGAUACGGUCUCCUCUAACUUACCUGUGACAGCACCACCUGUUUCUAGAGUACGUCUGCCACCAUCCUGUCCCACAGUGUGCCAGAGGUAUCCCACCCCUCCUGCAGCCAGACCUCAGGCAGCCUCCAGGUCCUCAACUCGCCCUUGCUCUCCAAGAUUGGUGACUCGUGCCACAGAUAAAAACACUGAGCAGAUUGUUCCCUCUGUGUCUUUCCGUGAUGCCCGUUCAGUUUUCUGUCUAAAUGAGUCACAAAACACCUCCAACCCCAGAGCAUGGGGGGAGGCCUCUCGAGGCAGGCUGAACACAAGAGGAAUGGACAGCUCCAAUCGUCGAACCCAGUCAGAGCAGAGGCCUGGUUCUGCAUUUUCCAAAGAUGGCAUUUCAGCCUCCAGACGGGCCAGGGAGGAGUGACACCAUUACAGAAAAUUAGUGGUAAGUAACAUCAGAAAGUUGGGGGUCCUAGUAAACCUCUCUGGAUUUUGUCCCUGCAGCUGUAACUUACCAACACUUAUCCCAUUUUACAUUUUGCACAUCAGUAUGGAUGUCAAAAAUUGACUCAUCAGACAUCACUUGAAGUCCAAGACCAUUUUUGACUACACCCUCAUGGCAGCCAUUUUUCACUAAGGCCAUGCCUAAGCGAGAAGCUCAAAUGCUGGUUGAAUGUUGCACAAAUUUUAAAUCUUUCAAAUGUUACCUGUUUUCACUUCACCCUCUUCUGAUUAAUAAGAAACUUCAAAAACAGUGAAUGGUAAAACUCUGCAGAGACUUUAGGCCAUAUUUCAUCUUGAAACACAGAAGCAACCAUUGCUACAGGAAGGCCAAAGUGUCUGUUUGAUGAAAGCUUUUGGGAACAUUCAAUCACAUCUUCCUUACUGAAAGGUUAGUCCCUGGCUAUCAUAUGUGAACUUUUAUCACUAUUUAAUUUGUCAGAUACCCAACUUAACAGGACUUGGAAACCCAAAACAUGGCAAGAUGAGGUUGAAUCGGCAUUUUAUUCACCCCCUCAAUGUAAAAUCACAGAAAGAUGGAUCAAUUUAAUUUGAUCUAUAAGAUACCAUUAGUCAGCUGAGGGACAUAAAUGUUGCCUAUGCCAAAUGCUACAAGGGAGCUGUUAUUAUGCAAACACUGACAUUAUGGUAAUGACAUUAGGUUUGAGUCCUUGUGAUUGGAUGUUGUCGUCAAAGUAAUAGUACCCGGUAUGGUUAUUCUGACCUCUGAUAGCUGUUGAGUUUGACUCAACACAGAUGGUGUCUGACUCAACCAGCUGCCUGUCUGAUGGCCAUUUAGGUAAAUGACAUCAUCUGACCAUCUGUAUUUACUGGACAGAUCAGACACCAUGUGCAUGGGUCUACAAGUAACUGCAAAAUCAACUUUGUAAAAUGGAGCUCAACUUUUGUUGGAAAGCCUUUAUGGCACUGGCUUUUUUUAAACCACAAUUUUUUUAGUUAACAGUCCUCUGAUGUCAGCUGGAAAAACUUUUGAAAAGGAGAGACAGCUUUGCAGUCAAAGUCCCAGUUCAGCAAACAUUGGAUGCACUCAAAUGUAUUUAUUCCUCAAAAAAUACAAAUUUGAGAAUGAGACAUAAGAUGGCAUUCAGAGCGCCAUGUCCGAGUCUUCUGUAAGAUCAAAUAGUUCUAUCAUAACCUAACACAUAGCUGUCUAAGUUUACUGUAAUUUAAAAAGUACUGUAAUACUUUUCAUUGCAACAUAACUCAGUAGUUUUUGUGCUUUGGUAAAAACAGAAACACUUUGGUUGGUUCUAUAAACCAAAAUUACAGUGACCUUUUGUAACAAAUCAAGGUUUUGGGGUAAAACAGAGCAUGCACGUUGAUCCUGGUUUCACACCCGACACGUGCAGAGGUAUCUCGGGUGAAGAAUCAGGUUUCUGGCAGAAAGCCCUAAAGGCUGCUGGGCACAUGAUACGUGCCAACACCAGCUGGUAUGACUACAGUGAUGGACACGAAAAUGCUUUCGGGUUACAGGCUUAACUCAAAACAAAAAUAUGCUGGUGGAAAUUUUCUGAUGACUGAGGAGAAAAAGGAAAAAUUUUGCCCAUGCACUCAAGACUUAACUUGUUCAUUAUUGCAUUUCACAAUGAGAAAUUUUGUUGGAUGUAAACAAAGAAUUACUAAUAGUGUAUUGAUAUUUAUAUUUAUAUCACAUUUAUAUUUAUAUUUACAUUAGGGGCAAUAAUGUCAGUGAAUUCAUAUGAAUGUUUAGUAAAGAUUCUGUUGUAUACUUUAAAUGUGUAAAGGUUUGCAGGCAUUAUACAAGGCAGGGGUAGUGAGGUCGAAUUUAAUUAAUGAACGAGGAAGAAAGCUCAGUGUACGAAAAUGAAGAAAAAAAAUCUGUGAUAGCGGCAAUUUCACAAACUAAGGUGUUCAUUAAAAAAUGGAUCAUAUUUUGCAAUUUGUCAAACAAGAGUAAAAUUUAAUCACAACAAAGUACAUUACAUUUUAACAUGUCACAAUACUGUAGCGUACACAACCACACAUUAUGGUAUUAUAAGAUGCAAUUAAACAGAACGCAUUGUGAUAUGAUAUGAUUUAGCCUGAUACAAUAGACUUUAUAGUCCCUGUUGUGAAGUCGGAGAAGGAUCUUGGAGCAGGAUCUUCCAAGUGACAAAUCAUCAGACUCAAUGUUUGAGGGACAGAUCUGAUGAUUUUAUAAUGAGCAAAAUGUUAUGUUGCAGUUAAUAUCAUAAAAUAAGAUACUAAACAAAAACAUACCAUGAAAUACAAUAUGAUACAGUGCAGGUGUAGUGGUGGCAUCCACUGUCUCUAAAUCAGACUGGCAGUUCAAUCCCUACUCCCACAGUCACACGCUAAAUUGUCCUUAAGCAAGACACAUUACCAUGAGGUAUGAUAUGAUAUGGUACCACACAACAGGGUACAGUUCAGUACAGUACAGUACAGUAUAGUACAGUACAGUACAAAUAUGAUAUGGUAUGGUGCGAUAUGAUGUGCUAUAUAAUGCAAUACCAUCAUGUAGGACACAAUACAGUAUAAUUUCACUCCAUACCAUACAUUAUGAUACCAUGUGAUUUGAUCUGGUACCAUACAACAUCAUAUGAUAUUGGUACUCCAAAAUGCCAAAUUCAGAUCAUUUUGAUUGGAACUAUGGCUGCUAUAUGCUGGUCAAAUCAGAUUUCACAACAUUUGGUUUCAUAAUGUUCUCACCUCUAAGCACCUGGGGAGUACUUACAGGGGAAUCUGUUACCACCCACAGUCAAAGCUUUUUCAAACAGUUUUACCUCUAAUUCAAAGUUACAGCCAUGGUCCCCCACUGUAUUCUGCUGGUUCAUCCCCUGCCUCUACAGAAACCACCUGGUCUAAUCCAGAUUGGAUUAGCCCUCCUAUCCCACCUCUCUACCCUGCUGUUAAGUGAGCUCUUCAGCCUGCUACCCCAUGUAAUCCCCUCACGCACUGAUACUCCUCUUUCUCCGAUAGGUCCAGAGGCCCUCUGAUGACGGGCGACGACAGCCAGUUGGACACAAAUCUACCUGUGACUGCAGCCGAGGGCUCAGCUGCCAUUGGUCGGAGCUCCUAAAGUGAACGCUACGGUGGGAAGGACAUGCUGAAAGGGAUUACGGAUUAGCAGGAUGGGAGUUUUAAUCCCUGUCCUUUUUCUGCUCUUCCCUGAUUGAUGAGGUCUGUUCCAAAUGUGGGUUAAGAUACAAUCAUGUUAUCAACUGAAGAGUAUUUUAAGGUAAUGAAUUUUUUUGACGUCUUCGUUCAUUGUCAGAAUUUUUCUGUAUCACUUUUAGAUGUGAGUACUGAAUCUAUACUAAUUCUUAUUGUUUUAAUCCACAUUUGAUAUAAAAAACACACACUGAGAUAUUCUAAUUUAACAUAAAUAAGCACACCUAAAUCCCCCAAAAUGUUCUUUUAGCUCAGAGUUACAAGAAAAAUUUGGAUUUUGGUGUGCUAGUGUUUGCCAUACCAGUGCAAAAUCAUCAUAAUUAGCAUUUGUGGGUUUUUUUAUGUAACCAAAAAGGAAAUUUAAUGGUUUGUACUAGCUUUUCUUUUUGUGUUACCAUUGUUUUCUACCUCCACCAAUAAAAGGGAG